GGGUACACCAUCCAGGCCCCGCAGCUGGACAUCAACACGGUUGCGGCGGGCGGUGGCAGCCGCCUCUGGUUCCGGAACAACAUCAUGGAUGUGGGCCCCGAAUCCGCGAAGGCGCACCCGGGACCGGUCUGCUACAAAAAGCACGGCUACCUCGCGGUCACCGACGCCAACGUAAUUCUCGGCCGGGUGUUGCCGAUGUACUUUCCGAAAAUCUUCGGGGAAAAGGAGAACGAGGCACUGGACAGGGAGCUCGCGUAUGGAGAGCUCGAGAAAAUGAUAAUGAUUUCUUCCGGUAAUAAGGAGAAACAAUCAUCUAUUUCCGCGUACCCCGUCGAGGACGCGGCCGCGGGGUUUCUGAAGAUCGCGAACGAGAAGAUGUGUCGCCCGAUUCGGGAGCUCGCGGAAUCGCGGGGUUUCGACGUUAAAGCGCACGUGCUUGCCUGUUUCGGCGGGGCGGGCCCGCAGCACGUGUGUCAGAUCGCGAAGCAGCUUGGCAUCGAGAAGGCCUUCGUACACAAGCACUCCGGGAUUCUGUCCGCGUACGGGAUGGGCUUGGCGGACGUCAGCAAGGAGUUUUCGAUCGCAGCGGCGACUGUCGAGGGUCUGGAUUGCGUCCUGAAAAAGCAGCCUGGUGAUUUUUCCUCCUCGUUGCCGUCGAGAAAUCUGCGUGAAAAAAGCAGACCCGCGACACGUGCGACUACUACUCACCACGAUGCCCCCUAUGCGCAGCAAGUCAGCCUCUUUGAGAAAACCUUCGAGCAGCUGGAGCGACAAUGCCGCCAGGUGUUGCGCGAAGCGGGAUUUGAAAAGGACGAAGAUUGCCUGUUCCAGUUUUACCUGCACUUGCGCUACCGGGGGAACGACAACCUGCUGAUGGUAGAAGCAACUGCACCAGCAGCACCAGGACUGGACAGAGCUUCGGAGACCAUAAACUUGAGUAGCUCGAAAAAAUCUUCACCGCGGCCCUGGCUCUUCGAUUUCCACGGAGCCUUCAAGCGGUUAUUUGCGCAGACCUAUGGUUUCGCGCUGGCCGACACGCGCGAAAUUCUUGUCGAGGAUUUCCGCGUCAAGGGAACGGGCAGGAUUCAGGACAAGAUACUGGUAAGGAAGGAGGACGCAGCUCAUGCUUCCUCGAAAAAUAAGGCCGACGUCGAGGAUACACUAACGGAACGGAAACAAAACAAGCCUUCAUCUUCUCCGAAGCGCAUGAAAACUGUGAAACAAGAACAACACGACGAUCCGUUUCCGCAGCGCAGACACGCCCGCUGUGCCGCGGUCCACAAAAUGUACGAUGCGGAGGGGAGAAAGUACGUCAGUGCGCCGGUAUUCUUCGUUUCACCGCCCAAGGAAAAUCCUCUUGCGACCGGCAGAAACACGACGGGCUUCUUGGGAGAAGUAUCUGCACACAUGGACACAGAGCAACCAAUUACUGUGUCAUCGGACAGAACGGUCGUGACAUUUGCUUCUGAAAAGGAGAAAUUGAUGAAGAAUCCGAAUCUUCUGUUGGACGAGCUUCAUGCGUCGGGAAGAAGAUCGAGUGAUACUCAUCUGCUUAGUUCCUCCUCGACAAAAACUCCAACUCUUCAGCCGGGCGACCUCAUAGCGGGUCCCGCUUGGAUCCUCGAUGCUACGACCACGUGCGUCGUCGACGCCGGCUGCUUCGCCAGGAUAAACGCCGAGUCGAGCAUCGAACUCACGAUUCCCCGAGCGGUGGACUCCACAAUCACCCCUGCGGAGCUGAGCAGCUUGCAGACGCUUUCCACCGACUGCGGGAAGAGUAUAUUGGCAUGGGGGGACGACGUCUUGCAGGAUCAGAGGGGAAGGGAAGUGACGGAACAAAUAAGCAAGCCAGAUGCAGCACCAGCCGCUGGUGCGCGAGAAACAGUGUUGUCAGAGCGUGAACGAGUACAACCACUUGGUUGUAUGCAAGUAGUACGAACAAAGGAGAAGGCUUCUAAAUCACCGCCAACAGCUGCAAAAAGUAGUGAGACACCUUCACCCACUCAUGUACUGCGCCCGGACUCCGCCACCCUCUCAGUUUACGGACACCAAUUUAUGUCGAUUGCGGAGCAGUGUGGUCGGGUGCUGCAACGAACGGCGGUGUCGGUGAACAUCAAGGAGCGUUUGGAUUUCUCGUGUGCGAUCUUCGAUAAGGACGGGAACCUGGUUGCCAACGCGCCCCACGUGCCCGUGCAUUUAGGUGCCAUGGCGGAGACCAUUAAGGCGCAGAUUUUGCUGCGAAAAAGAGAGCUCGAGGAGUAUGCGCGCAACGGUGCGACCACUAGUACCAGCACAGCAGGAGCACCAGAAGGUCGUUCUACUGCAACAGAAUCAGCAGCUGCGGCAAGAAGCAAUAUUGGGAGCUGCAAAAUAAAACCCGACAAGGAUAGCACCUUCGCGUGGGUAACCAACGACCCCUUUCUCGGUGGUAGCCACUUGCCGGACGUAACGGUGAUCACGCCGGUAUUUGAGGACGAGGAAACAACAAGCGGUACAACGCGUGAGCAUCAAGAGGCCGAAGUACGAGCACUGUCAACAACAAGAAGUGCGAACGAAAAGGAAGACGCACGAACUUUGGUGAACACACCACGAGCUACAAAACCACAUCGUGAACUCCUCUUCUUCGUUGCGUGCCGGGGCCACCACGCGGACAUCGGGGGCAUUACCGCGGGUUCGAUGCCCGCGAGGUCUACCAAGAUAACGGAGGAGGGGGCGCUAAUCACCUCUGAAUUUUUGGUGAAGGGGAACGAAUUUCAGGAGCAGAAAAUGCGGGCGCUGUUCCGCGAAUCCCGCAACCUGGACGACGUCAUUUCCGACCUGAAGGCGCAGGUCGCAGCCAACUUCAGGGGGAAGGGCCUGUUGCUGAGUCUGCUGCGGCAGAACGGGCGGGACACCGUGCUGGCGUAUAUGAAACAUGUGCAGCAGUGGGCCAAGGGAGCGGUGCAGCAGAUGUUGAAGCAGUUGUGCUCACAGUACGGCAAGAACGAGUUUUCCGCGGAGGAAUACAUGGACUGUGGAACGAAAAUCCAGUUGAAAAUCACCAUGGAGGAGAGGAAUCGCGAGGUGCAUGGUGGUGAUGAAGCUGGUUGUGGUUCAGCUUCUCCUUAUGAAAAGAUAGCCUCUGUUUAUCACAGGGUUAAGCGCUUCAUUCUUAAAAAAUUCAUUUGUCAAAAAAAAAAUUUUUUUUAGUAAGGUUUGAUGCACAGGAAGCUUCGCCUUUUCCACGACACCGGUUCCGCAGUUGUGACGAAUCCACGGGGCAGAUGUACUCCAGGAGAACGGCAGGAUGGUUUGUUGAUUUUUAUGAAUGAUAAUACUAACUAGAAUGGAGGCACAGCUAGCUAGAUAAUUCAAUAGCAUUCAAAAGAUGUAAAUGAAGGAUCAACUCAGCAAACGAGACAGGAAGAACGUGGCUGUCAGGCAGCUGAUGGUCAACGGGGAAUCGUGGCUGUGUCUGCGCGUUCCCAUUUACUGGAGAUACCGGGGCAUUCGUGGUGGAGCACAGCUGCUUCGCCACGAUGUAAGUCCGUGGAUUCGGGCGAAUCCACGGACUUACAUCGUGGCGAAGCAGCUGUGCUCCACCACGAAUGCCCCUUUGCAGCGUCUGCCGGAGAUCCACAAGCUCCAAUCCGUUUACCGGCCGUCGACUCCGCAGCUCCAGUCGCAGUUGUACACCAGAGCUUACAAAAGGGGUCCGCUAUUUCUAUUCAAAAUCAGUGAUGUUAUUUAAUCUAACUAGCUGUGCCUCCAUUCUAGUUAUUUUACACUUUCAUAUCAACCAGCAGCAAGGUUCAGUCGUCGUUCCACUGGUCCAGGAGGUGCAGGUACCGCAAUCGCCGUCGUCGACACGUAGCAGAUGAUGCUGUAAACAACACCAUCAAACCUCACUAAAAAAAAUUUUUUUUUUGACAAAUGAAUUUUUUAAGAAUGAAUCAUUUAGCCCUGUGAUACUGUUGCACCUCCCGGAGACGCGAGCGAAAAGCACGACACCGCGACUUCCAAUCACGCACUACCAAGCCCAAGAACAGGAAGUCCGCAGCGCAAGGACCUGCAACUUCUUCCCGCCGCGAAGAGACGCAAAGUUAGUCAGGGGUCCCCUGCUGGUGUCGAAAAGCAGGACCAGAGUCGUGGAGGUCAGGAUUUUUUCCAAGCGGUUUUUGAUUUCACCGGCACAGGUCCGGAGCGCCCCGACUCGAACAUCAACGCGCCGUCGGCAAUCACUUCGGCCGCGAUUAUGUACUGUCUCCGGUCCCUCGUGAAGCAGGACAUACCGCUGAAUUCCGGGUGCCUGCUCCCGGUGAAAAUUCUUCUGCCGGAGAAGUCCCUGCUCAACCCGAGCAACAAUCUGGCGGUGUGCGCUGGGAACGUCACCACCUCCAUGCGCAUCGUGGACGUGAUUUUGAAAGCGUUUCUGUCCCAAGCAGCCAGCCAGGGCUGCAUGAACAACGUCACCUUUGGCACGAAAAAUUUUGGGUACUACGAAACCAUCGCGGGCGGACACGGAGCGGGGCUGCACUGGCACGGGACCAGCGCAAAGCACGCACACAUGACCAACACCCGCAUGACGGAUGUGGAGGUCAUGGAAUCGCAGUAUCCGGUGGUGAUUCGAGAAUUCGGAAUUCGGCCAAACAGCGGGGGCGCGGGCAAGUUUCGCGGCGGGGAUGGGGUCGUUCGGGAGUUAGAAUUCACCCACGACGACCAAAAGGAAGAUUUGGAAAUUUCGGUUUUGACCCAAAGGCGGCUGACGAAACCCUUUGGCCUCCUGGGUGGGGAGAGCGGACAAAGUGGACGCCAGGUUCUGCUGUACCCCGAUGAAUCGGCCGCGAUGGGAAGGUCGGAAAGCUCCAAGAGGCAUGCAGCGGACGAUGAUGUUCCGAGUCUGACGCUUCCUACUGUGGUUCAGCUGAAACCUUCGCAACACGUCGAAAAAGUUCCAAGGGGCACCAGAUUGAGGAUAGAAACACCGGGAGGUGGCGGCUACGGCGUCAAGUCCACAAGUCGCAUUGAUGUUGGCAGGCUGGAUGGGACUAGGGGAGGAAAACAGCAGCAAGAAGCCUUCAGCGCGCAGCUACGUCAGCAGAUGACGGGCUCUGUUGCUCUGUCUUCGAAUAAUGUAGAAUUUUGA
Messenger RNA from Amoebophrya sp. A120, 5125 nucleotides. Lineage: Eukaryota; Dinophyceae; Syndiniales; Amoebophryaceae. The record is from the annotation of a GenBank genome assembly.